CUUUAACUGACUCAAUUCUUCUGCAAUUCAUCUGUUAUCUUCAUCACAGACUAAAUAAGCUGUAUUUUUAAGGGCCGCUGGAUUCUGCAUGCUGAGGAUGACAAUGCUUCCGGCAGCUUCUCUGUGUAUUUUGAUGGUUCUCGGUCUCUGCUCGCGAGCCGAGGCUACCACUGCCUUUGACCUCCUGCGCGAAACUGCUGUGAGUUACAGGGGGUCCCUGCCCUGCGGCGGAUGGGACUGUGAAUGUGCAUUUGGGAGACAGAAGAGCUGCUGUUGUAUUGCACAGCCUCUGCUUGAGCUGGAGGAGGCCACGUUCAUACGUAUGGUUGGCUUAUGGGAAGGACUGUCUCAUCUGAACAGCCAAAUAGAGGAGCUCACAGCUGGAUGCAAAAUAGCCUUCACUGCUGCAAUGCUCCCAAUGAGUGGAUGUCUCGGGCCGUUUAACAGCAACAUGUCUAUCUCUUACCGGUCUGUCUCACUCAAUCAGGGCAAUGGCUACAAUCCUGCGUUGGGCACGUUCACGGCUCCUCACGCUGGCCUGUACUCCUUCUCCUUCACGGCGUACUCCAGCGUUGGCAGCGCAGGUCAGCGGCUCUACCAGAAGGUGCAGCUGAUGAAGAACGGCCAGCUGAUGGCCUCGUCCUGGGAAGAUAACCGUGAGGAUUCGGAGGACAGCAGCACUCAGACGGUUCUUCUGCAGCUCAGACGCGGCUGUCAGGUGUAUGUUGAGCUGCUGUCAGGCAGACAGCUGUGUGGAGACACCCAGGGCCAAAACAUGUUCAGCGGAUACCUGGUCUAUCCCUUCUCUGAGCAAUGAGAGGGAAAUAACUGUACAUACAUACACAGCAGUCUUCAGUGUAAUGCCUGCAAUCAGAUAUGAAAAAUAAAAAAAGAUAUUCAGGUGUGAAUCUGGGCAUCUUUGUAUGAAAUUGUCAUAAAAAUGACUAAAUGAACAUGUACCCUACCCUUGCAAUACAGUAUGUGGCUUUAUGAAUAAAGGUCACUUUAACAG
Sinocyclocheilus rhinocerous is the source of this 1012-nucleotide messenger RNA. It is a transcript of the gene cbln18, whose product is annotated as cerebellin 18. The record is from RefSeq and is a predicted model, not a curated record. The coding region runs from base 89 to 817 and encodes 242 amino acids. NCBI's taxonomy places the organism in Eukaryota, Metazoa, Chordata, Actinopteri, Cypriniformes, Cyprinidae. Gene Ontology annotation, molecular function: protein binding. The transcript is spliced from 5 exons. Gene Ontology annotation, cellular component: synapse. Gene Ontology annotation, biological process: maintenance of synapse structure.